AUGGACACCGCCAAAAGAAACACUUCUGCGACUCUCAAGUCCCGAAUCCAAAACGGCGACGUCGUCUACGGCAUGUCCCUCCUCACCUUCUCCCCAACCGUCGCAGAGAUAGCCGCACUCGCCGACUUUGACUUCGUCCUCAUCGACAUGGAGCACGGCCACGGCGGCCUCCCAGAAGCCCUCCCCUGCCUCCACGCACUCGCCGCCGCCAAAACCCCAGCCGUCAUCCGCGUCCCCGACAGCAGCUCCUCUUUCUGGGCCCGCAAGGCCAUCGACCUCGGUGCCCAGGGAAUUGUGUUUCCUAUGAUCCAAGACCCCCAAUCUGCCGCCAAAGCGGUGUCGUUUUGCCGUUCUCCUGUGAGCCCCGCCGCGAGGGCAUCCCGCUUUGGACUCGACGGCCACUGUCAGAAGGACCUGCUCAUCAUAUGCCAGGUCGGUACCAAUAUGUUCAACCGUGGAAGAGAUACAGAGAGCUUGAAGAGAGAGAGAUGCGACGGUGAGAAGAGCUCCGAGCACGGCGACGGCGAGAAGAGGGCCGAUUUGAAGAGUGGAUGGUGGUUGGGUGUUGCUGUGGAAAAAGGAUUAGGGUUGGGUUCAAGAUCUGAGAGUGGAAUGCGUUCUCUGGAGACUCGUGUGCAAGGCCCUGAGUUUGCGUUGGAUGAGAUCUCUUAUGAUUUGGCCGUAUCAAGUGGAAGAAUGUCUAAAUCUGGUGCUCCUAGGUAUGCAUGUUGCUUGCUACCAGGUUCUGAAAUUUUAAGCGCUAAGUCCUAAAAGAGAACACAGAGCCGGUAUUCAUCCUCCCAAUUAUCUAGAUCUGACGGCACCCAAUUGCUUGCCGCAGUCCUCAACCAAGAUGACAUGAAUGCUGAAACGGAGUUGAGAAGCCAUAGACUCGGGCUUCAUAGCGAUGGAGGAAGCUUCAUAACCAAUCAUCUAGCAGAAAUUAACACUAAUUCCAAGAAGAUAUCUGGUUUUGCAAGAGCAGAGCCAAAUUAA
Messenger RNA from Arachis duranensis, 996 nucleotides. RefSeq lists its product as uncharacterized. The transcript is spliced from 2 exons. Lineage: Eukaryota; Viridiplantae; Streptophyta; Magnoliopsida; Fabales; Fabaceae. Gene Ontology annotation, molecular function: aldehyde-lyase activity. Gene Ontology annotation, cellular component: cytoplasm. The record is from RefSeq and is a predicted model, not a curated record.